UAGCUCAUUGAUAUUUCUCCCUCUCCCUCACUCCACUCUUUGCUCUUCUCUUCUUAUAUGCACGUACAGCAAUAUAAUCAAGAACCAAUCUGAAACCCUACGUUUUUUAGUGCUCAAAACCGAAAUAAAAUUGAAAACGAAAUUUGACAAUUUUUCGGAUAUGAAGUUUGGGAAGGAAUUUUUGGCACAGAUGGUGCCGGAAUGGAGAGCUGCAUACAUGGAUUACGGGUACUUAAAAUCCCUCUUAAAAGAAAUCCAACUCUCCAAGCAUAGAAACAACCCCGAUCCACUGGCCGCCGCUUCCACGCCCCACAGUCAAGCCCGAAAGCGGAGGCUCGCGUUGUACAGAACCUUCAGCGGUCUGACAAAAAGCAGGCACGCCCAGCAGCCCAGCAGCUCGUCUUCCACCUUUGGUGGUGUCGACAUCGAGAGCCAGGCCAUUCUUGUUCACUCCGUCAACGAAAACGACUCCGAGAGCUACCAGACGACGUUUGUGAUGGCGGCGGAGGAAGGCGGUGUUCAGGAGCUGGAGUACUUCAAGAAGCUCGACAAUGAGUUUAAUAAAGUUGACAAGUUUUAUAGGUCGAAGGUUGACGAGGUGAUGAAGGAAGCUGCAGUUCUGAACAAGCAAAUGGACGCUUUGAUUGCGUUCCGGAUCAAAGUGGAGAACCCUCAGAGAAUGUUCGAUUGGUCGGGGGAGAUGACUCGCCUUGCUUCCGAUGUUGCCACGUCUACCGCUGCAUUGGCUGCCGCCAGCCCACACGGUGCCAGAGCAAGCAGGCGGGUACGUGCUAUGGAUGCGAUUGAAGAGCGCCGAUCAAACAGUUCGGGUGAUGAAGAAAAAGAUGACAAAAAGAGUGGAGACGUUGAGAUGGAAGUGAUGAAGAAGUCGGAGAGCAGGAGAGGCACUAGGCCUGCGCCACUGGAUAUACUAGACCGUGUGAAAAUGAAUCACGCGGUUGAGACGCCGUGUUCCACCAUCAAAGGCUUCCUCAACGUGGCUCCGCAAACGGAGCUCAAGUUCAGCAGGGUUAAUCUCAACAAAGUUGAAGAACAGUUGAGGGGCGCUUUCGUUGUAUUUUACCAGAAGCUUCGGCUUCUGAAGAGCUACGGAUUUUUGAAUACGUUGGCUAUCUCGAAGAUCAUGAAGAAAUACGAUAAGGUGGCUUCGAGAGAUGCAUCAAAAUCUUACAUGAACAUGGUGGAUAACUCGCACCUUGGCAGCUCCGACGAGGUUACCAAGCUUAUGGAGAGGGUUGAAACUACAUUCAUCAAGCAUUUCUCGAACUCAAAUCGCCGAAAAGGAAUGGCGGUCUUGAGGCCAAAACCGAAGGUGGAAAGACACAGGAUAACAUUCGCGAUGGGUUGCUUUGCUGGCUGCACAGCUGCUCUCAUAUUGGCGCUUGUUUUGAUCACUCGUGCUCGAAAGAUUAUGGAUGAGCCGGGGGGAAGUCAAUACAUGGAAAACAUGUUCCCCCUAUACAGCAUGUUCGGAUUCAUUGUUCUGCACAUGCUUAUGUAUGCCGGAAAUAUAUACUUUUGGCGGCGGUUCAGAGUCAAUUACUCUUUUAUAUUCGGUUUCAAGCAAGGAACCGAGCUGGGAUACAGAGAGGUACUCCUUCUGAGUUUUGGUGUGGCAGUGCUAGCACUAGCAUCUGUGCUCUCAAAUCUUGACAUGGAGAUGGACCCGAAAACCAAAGAUUACAAAGAACUAACCGAACUUCUCCCGCUCUUCUUGCUCCUGCUUCUGAUUGUGAUAUUAUUAUGCCCCUUCAACAUCAUAUAUCGCUCGAGUCGCUGCUUCUCCCUUGUUUGUGUGUUCCACAGCAUCUGUGCUCCUCUCUAUAAGGUCACACUGCCAGAUUUCUUCUUGGCAGAUCAGUUAACUAGCCAGGUGGAAGCCUUUAGAAGUCUGCAAUUCUACAUUUGCUAUUAUGGCUGGGGAGACUACAAGGUCAGGGAAACAACUUGCAGAUCAAGUGACGUCUUCAAAAUUUUCAGUUUCCUCGUUGCGUGCAUUCCAUUUUGGUCCCGCCUCCUUCAGUGCAUCCGCCGCUUGGUUGACGAGAAAGAUCCGAUGCAAGGUUACAAUGGACUGAAAUUUUUCUUAAUCAUAGUAUCAGUUAGCAUGAGGAUAGCCCACACACUUACCGACGACGUGAACUGGAAAGUUCUUGCUGGGAUUUUCUCAAUCGUUGCAGCCAUAUUUGCAACAUAUUGGGAUCUUGUUGUGGACUGGGGACUUCUGCAACGCCGCUCCAAGAACCGAUGGUUGAGAGACAAACUCUUGGUCCCUUACAAAAGCGUGUACUUCAUAGCGAUGGUAUUGAAUGUACUGCUGAGAUUUGCCUGGCUGCAGACAGUUCUGAAAUUCAAUGUCUCCUUCAUGCAUAGACAGACAAUGAUCACGGUUGUGGGGAGCUUGGAGAUAAUUCGUCGAGGGAUAUGGAAUUUUUUCCGGUUGGAGAAUGAGCAUCUGAACAAUGUCGGAAAGUACAGAGCAUUCAAGUCAGUGCCACUGCCCUUCAACUAUGAUGAAGACCAUGACAAACAUUUGUAGGCAAGGAAAAUCGCAAACAUCUGAAAUUGUCUACAAGCUGCUGAAACUUUUCUUUCUUUUUUUCUCCCCUUCUCCAUUAAUUUUUUGCUGAAUGCAGAGUUGCAUCAGUAGUUCUUUUGUUCUGAUCUUUUGGGAAAUUUGUGAAUGGUAUACUCCGUUGACUAACUAACAGGUCGACAAAUUGAUGGACUCGUGAAUAUAUGCUUUUCCCUAUA
Molecule: messenger RNA, 2775 nt
Organism: Malus domestica (apple)
Lineage: Eukaryota; Viridiplantae; Streptophyta; Magnoliopsida; Rosales; Rosaceae
Source: RefSeq, a predicted model, not a curated record